CGAAUUAUUUAGAAAAGGAAUUGUCAAAGUCAGAUGUUUGAGAUUUGUCAUUUUUCUCACCAUGAGAAGAAUGAGAAAAAGUAAUUUGAUUACAAUAUUAUAUGUUUUUUUAUGUAAUUAGUUCAUAAAAAUACGCCAAAAUGUUCUCCUUGGGAGGGCAGCGGGUCUUACAUAAGUGCCUCAAGAUUUUGAGGUUAACUGUUGUCGACUUCAGCAACUUGCCCGAUUUGAAGAACUUGAACGUGGUCAGGACUGUGGAGAAGACUAUAGAUAACAACACAAGUAUAUUCAUCGAGAGCCCCAUACAUGUGAAAGUGCAACCGAUUGACGUAAAUGACAUGAAAGCUCAUAAUAAACUUGUUAUGGAAUUGUAUAGUCUGGGGAAGGAAACCAGCGAUUUCCAAGUCAAACAGACGUCUAAGCGACUGGAGUUGAUCAACAAGAACACGUCGUCAGAUCGAAACGACGUGUGUUUAAUAAGAGUGCCGUAUCAGCUCAACGUUCAGGUCACGACGACAGACAAGGCAUCUGUGUUUUUAACGAAAUUGGAAGGCGAUGAAUUUGUUGUGAAAACGGACAAAGGAUCAGUUAAAGUUUCGGAUUUGAAAGCUCAGAAUAUCAAAGUGGAGAGUACAGAAGGUGAGGUCCACACUGAUGGGAGACUUCAAGCGAGCAAUAUUGAUUUGAAAACUGGUCUUAACUCUGGUAUUUGCUGUAACAAUAUCAUGGCAAACUCCUUUAUCGUCACCACCCAUGCUGGUCCUAUAGCUGUGAAGUCGUGUUACAGUGACAAAUCACAUUUCACAACAUUGAUGGGGAAUAUUAAUCUUGAUCAUUUACACAGAUCGGUGUUGAUUGAUGUCAUACAGCAAGGUAAUUUGCACAUAACAGGAUUUUCUGGCAGCUUGCAGGCAUCAUUGAAGAGUGGGGAGGUCUUUAUGCAUGCCUCUCAACUUAUAGACAAGAGCAGUAUUUUUAUUCAUGAAAAAGGAAAGGUGGAGCUCCUUAUACAUGAUAUAUUAAAGAAUCUGCCUGCAACAAAUUUGAUUGCUGACAGAAUCAAGGUAGAUGACAAAAUAUUGAAGUUGGGAAGGUUUAUGGAUGACUCGCAUCCAAAGAGGUUUAGGUUUGAAGGAGAACCGCAGAAUGAGUUGCAUAUAGUCUGUAAGAAUGGCUCCAUAGAGUUAAAAGAGACGAGUAUGCCAUUUCUCAUAUAACUCAGUCUUUGAUAGUUGCAUUAGUCAAUAUUGUAUUGUUUGUAUAUGGUGGGAAAAUGUUUUUAAAUAUAGUUAAUGAUUUAUUAAAUGUAUUGAGAUAACUGUUUAAUGAUUGUGGAAUUACUUAUCUCAUUAUAUGGCUAUUACAGAUUUGUAGUGUUGAAAUCUGAUUCCUGUAAUCCUUCAAGUUUUUAAAUAUACCAGGUGUUAAUUUGAAUUAUGACACUUUUAUGUUGAUAUUUUGGGAUCAUCUUUGGGUCACAUCACUGCUGAUAAUGUCUAAGUCAAACAUAGAGAAAUAUUGUUUAUUUCUUAUUAGAAGAAAUGCUUAAAAUCCUAUGUUUAGAUGAGUAAUACUAGAUAAUUACAAUAGUUACCCUUAUAAAAGGCUAUUAAUAUUUUUUCUUUAAAAUACCAGAACAAUGUCAAUUUGGCAGUUUUAUUAAUUAAUUGUGUACAUGUUAAUUUUUAGCACCAUUAUGUAUUAUGUAUGUAUGUCAUAGCAAUGUAAACAAUCCUGUUAUCACAAGAUGGCAUUGAUAUGUCAUUAACGCUGAUGAGAUGCUAAGAUGCUAUGCAAUCUGUGUAAGAAAACAGACAUGGGAUGACAAUAUGAGUUUUACACAAAAUAAGUACCUUCUAAUAUUUUUGGGUAGUUCCAGUUGAGGAUACAUUUUUGCCCGAAUGAUAUAAUUUUUCUACUUCCCAUAUUAACUAAUCAAAUGUUUAUUUGCAAAUUUGAUUAUGUACACAAAAAUAUAUUUAUUAAAAAUAUAAUAUACAUAAAACAUUUUAAUAUUUCUUUCAAUAUAUAUUUAUUUCUUUGUUUUUUUUUUUAUAUUAUGGUAUUUGUAUGUUUAAAAAGCCUUUUAGUAUAGAGCCUUCCAGUGACUGUAUAGUAUAUUUGAAAUUGUUUAGAAUAAUAUUUGUAGGUAUCAAUCAAGGCGAUGCAUUGGCGACGAUUGUAGCACCUGCAGAUCACCGCCAUUUUGGUUCAACUUAAGUGCCAGUUAUUGUGCAUAAUUUGCGUGUUUGUGUAUUUAUUAUCAUAUCAAGUUUGUUUUCUUAAAUUAUAAAUAAGUAUGAUAGUAUUUGGUUGCAAGUGCUUUUAUCAUAUCACCUAUACUUUAUCUGUUUGUUGUUAAUUAUUGGUUGGCACUUUGUCAAAGUUAAAGUAUUAGUAGUAAGUAUAUACUUUUGGCACAAUCGGUUAAAAAUGUAAAAGAUUUCCAGCAAGCGUAGCAAACAAAUUGUAAAUUCAAUGUCUUUAUUUCAAAAUUGUUACCUAUUAAUAAUAUUAUCUUGUCUUCCGUGAUCUAUUAGAAUAUAUUGAUAUUAUUGGAUUGGAGUAUUAGAGAGUACCAUUACCUUUAUCAACCAUGUAGUUUUCAACAACUAGAUUUAAAUUUAUUAUUAACCUAUAAUUAAAGAAAGAUAAAUGUUCAUGUUGACAUUUUUUUGGGAGUUUUCUUGUUUUCGAGCAUAUGAAAGCCUGCAUCCAUUGUUGUUGCAUUUAUGUUAAAUACAUAUUUGUAGAGAUCUGUUAUUUCAGUUUAAUAUACUGAAAUACAAAAUAGUUGAUAAACUAUAUUUCGAAGAAUGAAUACUGUUUCGGUAAUGAUACCCGUUAAUCAAAAACUUAAUAGAUGGGUUAUAUUACUAUUUUUAUUUCCACAUAAAUUGUUUAACAUAAAUUAAUUUAAAUUUAAAAGAAAAUGUACCGAUGACACGUAGUUUCAUGUGUAAGGUAUUCCAAAACUUAUGUAUUUAUUUAACAACUAACUUCUUUAUUUUCUGUAAGUAUACUUAUAAAUCUUAUCGUUUAAACUAAAUCGUAGUUCCUGAAGGUCUUUAUUUUUGCUUUUAUGAUACACAUCUUUGUUGCUAGUCGCAUUUUGUAGAUAUUAAUUAUUAUUUACAAUGUUAUGAAAUAGAUAUUAUUAGAUAUGUCACUAUUAAAAAUGUAUUUUAUUGAUUGUUGGCAAUUAAACUUCCAAUAUCGAGA
Molecule: messenger RNA, 3222 nt
Organism: Amyelois transitella
Lineage: Eukaryota; Metazoa; Arthropoda; Insecta; Lepidoptera; Pyralidae
Exons: 1
Coding region: 141-1217 (358 amino acids)
Source: RefSeq, a predicted model, not a curated record